UUCCCCCUACUUCGACUCAAUACGACGCAGAACCGUUCAGUACGCAGUGUCUUUGGAGGACGAAUGUGACAGUAUAUUAGUAUUCCUAUUUUAUUUUAUUAUUAAACCGUCAUGUUGGUAGCCUCGGUACAUUAUCCAUUGUUUGGGCAGCCCCUCGGCAAAUCUAAUAUGAAUCGAAAGGAGUAAUGUUUUUCCUCCGGGCAGUGAAGCAGAAAGUUGCGGUUGCCGCCUUCCCCCUACGAAAUGUUGGACGGAGACGGCGGCUGUUGGAUGCGGCGAGGACGGUCGAGUGCUGCGCUCGGCGAAACGCCGCGUAUGUGCAAGGACAGGCCCCCGAGCCCCACAUACGGGAGUACUUCUACUACAUCGACCACCAGGGACAGCUCUUCCUAGAUGACACUAAAGUGAAGAACUUCAUCACUUGUUUCAAAGAUAAACAGUUCUUGAUCUUCUUCUUCACCCGUCUGCGGCCCAACGAAACCGGCCGCUAUCAGGAUCAGUUUCCCUUCCUGGCUCUGUGCGGGAGAGAGAGGAACUUCCUGCGCUGUGAUGACAGGCCCCUGGUGUUCACCCACCUGUUGCCGGGGGUGGGGCUUGGUGAAAGGGGCGGUGCCUCUGAGAUGCUUUCAUUCUGUGGGGGUGGGGAUAAGCUGACUGCGCCGUUCCGCCCAGAAGCUCUGUUCAUGCAUCCGCGCACGGGGCGGCUCUACCACCCCUGUGCCGACCGGGCAGGGUCAGUAGGGCUGGUGCGCUCUGCCCUGGCCUUCGAGCUCAGCCCCCACUUUGAAUACCCCCCUGAUCAGCCCCAUGGCGGGCAACCCACCCACUUCAUGUGGGCAGGAAAGCGACAUUCUCUGACCAAUGAGUUGGCCAGACAUUUUCCUGAGGACGAAAAGGAACUAACUGGGACUAAUUGAGCUAAUUUAGAUUGCAAUCACCAGGCAAAUUUUUCUAUUGUGGAUUGAGAUCCAGGCAUUUAACGGACUUGUGGUAAAACUGAUGAAAUAUGCAGUACAGUGUUUGCUGUUGUUUUUUGUUUGUUUUCAUAAAACAGUAAAUGACAUUUAUAUUGUC
Brienomyrus brachyistius is the source of this 1074-nucleotide messenger RNA. RefSeq names its product chromosome 4 C8orf82 homolog (gene c4h8orf82). NCBI's taxonomy places the organism in Eukaryota, Metazoa, Chordata, Actinopteri, Osteoglossiformes, Mormyridae. The transcript is spliced from 3 exons. The coding region runs from base 186 to 917 and encodes 243 amino acids. The record is from RefSeq and is a predicted model, not a curated record.